This is a messenger RNA of Colletotrichum orchidophilum, 561 nucleotides long. RefSeq lists its product as uncharacterized. The transcript has a single exon. The record is from RefSeq and is a predicted model, not a curated record. The coding region runs from base 1 to 561 and encodes 186 amino acids. Gene Ontology annotation, biological process: dolichol-linked oligosaccharide biosynthetic process. Lineage: Eukaryota; Fungi; Ascomycota; Sordariomycetes; Glomerellales; Glomerellaceae. Gene Ontology annotation, cellular component: UDP-N-acetylglucosamine transferase complex.
AUGUUAGCCAUGAUGGAAAUCAACUUUCCCAACGUUCCCAGCAUGCAUCGACGCUAUCUCAUCUCUAGCGGCGACUCAAUGUCACUCAAACACUUGGAUGCCUUUGAAGACGAGCUCAGAACUACCCACGGUGAAGAGCAGGCGGGAACCUUUGACAAGCACAUCGUUGCGAGAGCCAGGAAGAUUCACCAAAGCCUACUGACGACGCCCUUCACUGCCUUGAUGUCGGUUGUCCAGAUCUUCCCCUUGCUCUUAUCCUCCCCUUUUAAAGGCGCGAGAAGCCGCCAACAGUUUCCAGACAUCAUCCUCACCAAUGGUCCAGCUACCGGUUUCAUCGUUGGAUUGGUGGCCUAUUUCCUCAAGGUGUUCUACGUCGUUCCGGAGGACGCCAUGCAGGUCCUCUACAUCGAGUCGUGGGCCAGAAUCCGCACCUUGAGUCUGACCGGGAAACUGUUCCACUAUACCGGGAUUGCCGAUAUCUUGUUGGUUCAACAUUAUCAAGUGGCCAAGACAUACGGUGUUACCAAUGCGGGUUGCAUGGUUGUAAAAAGGAAGAGAUGA